GGGAACAGUGAACUGUGCUGCAGGUGUGGCUGCACCCUAGCUUCCAGCCUCCCUGCCCCCCCCCAUGCCAGGGCAGGCAGACUGCACUGCAAGAGAGACUUUUAAGUUCCUCAAGCAGGUCUAUACAAUCUGCAUGCUGGGAGAAUUGCAACCAUUUAAAAGAACAAGUUUAGCAUUCAAAACAAUUUUGACAAAUUUGAAUAAUGGUCUGAAAUAAACAGGAUGCAGUUUGAUGAGGACAAGUACAAAGACCUCUGCAAAUGCAAAGAGUGGCUUGAAUGGCUCGGCUCAGUUUUGCAGUUUGUUUCAGAUCCUUGUGCCAGCAACCCAUGUCACCAUGGUAACUGCAGCAAAAGUGGAGAUGGCUAUCUCUGUAUUUGCGAUGAAGGUUAUGAAGGAACAAACUGUAAACAUUCAUUUCACAGUCCUCCAGUCUCUGGAUGGACAGAGUCACUGGCACCAAGACAGAUCCGGCCAGUUUCAUCAACUUUGGAACCUGACAUUAUUUUACCACAUUCAAGAGCGACCAUGACAUUACCUACAUGGCAGCCAAAAGCAGGACAGAAAGUUGUAGAUCUGAAAUGGGAUGAAAUAAAGAUAAUACCAGACGUGGCUUGUGGAAAUGCCAGUUCUAACAACUCUGCUGGAGGUCGGCUUAUCACCUUUGAAGUUCCCCAGAACACAUCAAUCAAAAUAAAGCAAGAUGCCACAGCUUCUCUUAUCUUGUUAUGGAAAGUUACAACAACUGGAUUUAAACAGUGCUCACUUAUAGAAGGCAGAAGUGUUACUCUCCUCCAGGCACUGGGUGGACUCGUUCUUUCUGAGGAAAUACUCACACUAGGAAACAACUACUUUAUUGGUUUUUUGAAUGAUUCAGUUAGUAAAUGCAUUGUGGCUUUACGCUUAACUGUCGUAGUAAAAGUGAGCACCUGUAUGUCAGCGGAAAGCCACUCAGAUGACAUUCAGUGUUCGGGGAAAGGAAAAUGUAUCACAAGACCAUCUGAGGCAACUUUUUUCUGUGACUGUGAAGAUCAAUACCUGGGUGCUUUCUGCGAAGAAUUUAAUGCAUGUCAAAGUGGGCCUUGCCAGAACAAUGGUACUUGCACUGAUAUAACACAAAAACAUGAUUGGAAAAAUUUCACCUGCACUUGUCCUACUGGUUAUACUGGAGAGCUAUGUCAGUCAGAGAUUGAUCACUGCAGCCCACAGCCAUGCAGAAAUGGGGGUACCUGCUUUUCUAAUGCCAGUGGAUUCAACUGUCGGUGUCCAGAAG
Alligator sinensis (Chinese alligator) is the source of this 1273-nucleotide messenger RNA. Its product is annotated as delta and Notch-like epidermal growth factor-related receptor. Gene Ontology annotation, molecular function: calcium ion binding; Notch binding. The transcript has 8 exons. The annotation marks the transcript as partial. NCBI's taxonomy places the organism in Eukaryota, Metazoa, Chordata, Crocodylia, Alligatoridae. Gene Ontology annotation, biological process: Notch signaling pathway. The record is from RefSeq and is a predicted model, not a curated record.